ACGUGUACGGUUAAACGUACGUUUUGUUAAACGGCAAAUGAGCAAAAACGAAAACAAUAUAAACCUCAACUAAUAAAAAACUGAGAUCAAAAUUUUGUCUAGAUUUAAGAUUUUUUUGAAAUGUACAGAAAUCCGUUACUCGUGCGCUUUGGUUUUAUUCAAAAAUUUACUCUCACUCGCACUCUUUUCUAUAUAAAAAUAAAGAGUUUUUUACGAAAUAAAGAGUUUGUUAAAUGUUAACCUUUUAAACUUUAUAAAAAAAAUUAACUUGAUUUCUUGUUUCCAAUCUCUAAAUGAGAAAUCGCAACAAUUGGAAUUUACGGAUUCGCAUUGGGUGGGUACUCAACGUACACACACACACACACUCAAACAAAUACACCACCCUCUUCUUCUAAACACUCUCUUCAACAACUCUCACUCAUUAACAUCCUCCUUAGCAAAAAAAUAUUAUCAACAACUGACUGGGGGUAAACUAUCACUGGUGGUGGUAGAGCUGCUGCUACUCAAUAAUAAAGAUUGUGACCGUUAACACAAUCUGGAAAAUAUACAACAACAACCAGAAAAAAAACAGCAAAUCGAGUCUGGUAGUCAAGUGUUUCAAGACUCAGUCGAAAAUCAGAUUCAUUUUGUUUGUGGCAGAGUGUUGCAGAUGGUGGCCACUAGAGCAGUGAUUAAUUUUACAGUUAGUCCGCAACAAGAUGCCAAACCAACAAUAACCAAAUAACAAAAAAGCUCUUAAAAUAUUCCCAAAAAAAAAAAAAAAAGAUUUUAACUAAAAUAUAAAACAAAUAGCGACGCGUGUGUUAAAAAAGUGCUAAAAUUUUCUACAUAAAAAAAUUCUUAAAAAACCUAAAAAUAUUUUUUAAAAAUAAAAUGUUUUAAAAAGAAUUUAUAAAAAAAAGUUAAAUUAAAUCUCUUUAUCAAAAGUGUUAUUUAUAAAAAAUAAAUAUAAAAUAAAACAAAAAAAUUGCCCCCAACAUGGAUAUUAAACCUUGUAUAACAACCACCUCUACUACGUCUACUACACCAGCAGCAGCAGCAGCACAAACUCUUAAUUCCUCUACAUCUGCUAACAGCGCUUCUAAUAGUAUAACCACUUGUAAUACUACCACAACACAUUUACCUCUUGACUAUAGUUUGGGUAAUUUUAAACCCGCCGUUGCUUCCGAUUUUCCGGGACCCUAUGUUAGUUCCGCUCAACCUGCCAUACAAUUACGCGAUAUUAGUGUUUUAACUACAAUGGCCGCUACUAUACCCUCACCCACACAAUUGUUGCAGCAUCGUGGUCAACAACAUCAAGCCCAAACAACGGCCACGGAUAGUCAUCAUCAGCAGCAGCAACAACAACAGCAGCAGCAGGAUUAUCAACCUGUAUCGGCAUUUAAAGCCGUUUUACCGAAAAAGAAAACUACCGACGAUGAAUUGGCUUUCAGUAUCAAUCGUCUUGUCAAGACUGAACAUUUGCAGGCUCAUACAGCAGCCGUUGCCGCGGCAGCAGCGGCGGCCGCUGCAGUGGCAGCCUCCAAUAAUCAUACCCCUACAGCGGCCACAAAACUGCUAAUGGAAGAAAACAACAACAAUAGUAUAUCAAUGUUAAGUAAAAAUCAUAUUUUACAAUGGAAACUGGAAAAUAAUGCGGCCCUACAACAACCACUCAACGCCUUAGAAGCUGAACGUCUCUACGAAAGAGCCUCACGUUCCCGAUCACGCAGUUUAUCACGUUCUUCCUCCUCACAAAUUGAUCUAGAUGAUGAUAGCAAUUGUAGACGUUCACUGCAAUCACGUUCUAGAUCACGUUCCAGUUCGGUGGAGUUGGAGGUGGACUCACCACCCGCUUCACCCAUACCACGUAGACACAUGUCAAGACCCUCUAGUGUAACGAAUAGUAGUAGUAACAAUCCAAAUAGUGAUUUGUUAUUGCAUAGUAGAACAAGUCCUAAAAAGUCUGAAAUGUUUUCGGUAUCAGCAUUGCUGAGAAAAGAUGAUCCCCAGAAGUCAACCGGUUUAAUACGUCAUCCCAAUACCGAUCCUUUUGAAGCCUUAAGACAGGCCUAUCCCACCAACUAUGAGCCCGCCAUGUUUCAAAGACCAUUUCUAUCGCCUGCCUUUCCCUUCUUUGCUGCCUUUGCCUUUCAUCAGGGUCAACAGCAGCAAUCUGGUUUGGGUUCUAGUUAUCAUCCUGCCUCCCAAGAAGAUCUCUUUAGAUUGCGUAAUUUAAUGGUGCCUCUACAAUCAACACAAAAUGGUGCUGCACCCAAUGCUGUUUCAGCGGCAGCCGCUGCAGCAGCUGCGGCUGGUGGUCAUGCUACUAAUGGUUUACCGCCAAAUUCCCAUUUGGGCCUGCCACAUCCCUCCCAUUUACAUUUUCACCAUAUGGCCGCUAAAUGGUCGGGUUUGCCACAAUUCAGUGACCUGUAUUCAUGCAUGAAAUGUGAAAAAAUGUUCUCCACCCCGCAUGGCCUUGAGGUUCAUUCGAGAAGGACACAUCAUGGCAAAAAACCCUAUGCCUGUGAAUUGUGCAAUAAGACCUUUGGUCAUGAAGUUAGUUUAAGUCAACAUAGGGCUGUUCAUAAUGUUGAAAAGGUUUUCGAAUGCAAACAAUGUGGCAAACGUUUUAAACGUUCUAGUACCUUGUCAACGCAUCUUCUAAUACACAGUGAUACCCGACCAUUCCCCUGCAGCUAUUGUGGUAAACGUUUCCACCAAAAGAGUGAUAUGAAAAAACAUACUUAUAUACAUACAGGUGAAAAACCACACAAGUGCCAAGUUUGCGGUAAAGCUUUCAGUCAAAGUUCCAACCUCAUCACCCACUCACGCAAACACACCGGCUAUAAACCUUUCUCCUGUAAAUUGUGUCACAAAUCAUUUCAACGUAAAGUCGAUUUGAGAAGACACAAAGAGACGCAACAUACUAAUCUGGGUCCCUUAAUCGAACGCAAUAUGGGUAAAGUGGAAUUUUUGGCGGCAGCAGCUGCUUCAGCGGCCGCUGUGGCGGCGGAUGGUGCUAGUCAUAUGCAAAAUGGCAUGGGUUCGGCCACCUCAGGGCCUCCAAAUGGUAAUGCUGCUCUAAAUGCUCAGCUGACUGCUAUGAAUUGUCAAAAAGUAUCGCUGUUGGUAUAACAUCAGCAACAUCAGCAGCAGGAACAAGAUGUAAUACAUCAUCAGCAACAACAACAACAUCAUCAUCAGCAGUCUCAUUUGCCUUUAACAUCCUCUUCGCAACAUCAUACGCAAAUGCUGUUGCAUUCUCAACUGCAACAGCAUGCUCAUUCGCAGCAGCAUCAUCAUCAUCAGCAGCAACAGCUUCAACAGCAGCAGCAACAUCAUCAGCUGCAACAUUCUACUCAAGUACUCAACAGCAGGCCCGAACAACGAACAUGUGCAAUAUUAAAUACUACGGUUAUAGAAAAAACUCAAAAUUUUAAUUUAUUUAUUUCUUAAAAAAAGAAAAUUU
Messenger RNA from Lucilia sericata (common green bottle fly), 3454 nucleotides. It is a transcript of the gene sens-2, whose product is annotated as zinc finger protein sens. NCBI's taxonomy places the organism in Eukaryota, Metazoa, Arthropoda, Insecta, Diptera, Calliphoridae. Gene Ontology annotation, cellular component: nucleus. The coding region runs from base 979 to 3120 and encodes 713 amino acids. The record is from RefSeq and is a predicted model, not a curated record. The transcript has 5 exons.